CCAUCAAGUACUUAUGGUUGGUAGAACAAGAAGAGCACAACUGCACAAGUUGAAACUCGAGGAAAGAAUAAGAUGGCUGCUUCUCGUUCGCCUAUGCUUUGUGGCAUUCUUCCUAUCUUACCUCUCCCUCGAACCUGCUUAAAAUACCGGCACAUUUCCACUAUUCACUCUCAAUUUCUUUCCUUCAAUUCUUCUUUCAGUCUCACCACCAAAAUUCUACUGCCAAAUCUCCGAAUUAGCGGACUAAGAAAGCGGAAUUCUCAUGCACCCCUCAUUUUUGCUGCUCAAUCCAAUUUCUUUCGAGUUAUUCAGACAGCUCUCAAAAUCGGCAAAGAUGGAGUUGAGGCAGGAACCAACCUUGUGCCAGAAUCUGUUCCAAGACCGGUUGCAAGGCUGUCUGUAGGUGUUCUUGCUUCAGCUGUUACUCUUUUCGUGCUUCGGUCAUUCUUGUCUACAGCUUUCUUCACGCUGGGUUUCAUGGGCUUCGUAUAUUUCAUUUAUCUUGCCCUAAACAAGGACAAAGGACCUAAAUUGGAUGACAAGCCUGGUUCAACAGAUGAUGCUAUAGAAGAAGCUAGAAAGAUUAUGGAUAAAUACAAAUAGGCUGUAAGCAAGACAUUAUACCCUGUGUAUUCUGGUUUUUGUCUAAGCGUAAAUAUGUAGUAUGUGUAAUGUUGCAAUUGUUCCAGAAAUUGAAUUUACAACCAAAAGGAUUCCAGGAAUCAUGAACGUGCUCGAGAGUUUCUUGAUAAA
Messenger RNA from Beta vulgaris subsp. vulgaris (sugar beet), 753 nucleotides. RefSeq lists its product as hypothetical. Bases 73 to 603 code for a protein of 176 amino acids. The record is from RefSeq and is a predicted model, not a curated record. Lineage: Eukaryota; Viridiplantae; Streptophyta; Magnoliopsida; Caryophyllales; Amaranthaceae. The transcript is spliced from 4 exons.